GUCCCUGUGCGUGUUUGUCGAGUGCGUGUUGUGGAUGGAGGGAUGGAGCGAAGCGGGAGCUGCUGCUGCUGAUGGUGGUUCCUCUGUAGUUCUCCAGUAUGGAGGCCGUUCCGGAUCAGGAGCAGCUCCUGAUCUUCCUCAGGAAGCUGAAGGAGGUGUUUGAUGUGUGUGAUGAAGAUGCAGACGGGUUCAUCCGCGUGGAGCAUUUGGUGGAUCUCGGGCUUCAGUUCGGUCGAGGAGAUGAGGAGGUGAAGAAGUUUGCUAAGUUCCUGGACCCUGAUGCUCACGGCCGGAUCAACUUCAAAGACUUCUGUCACGGUGUCUUCGCCAUCAAAGGCUGUGAGGAGAUCCUGAAGACUGCCCUGGGAGCACCGCCCAUCGACAGACCUCCGUAUCAGACGGAUAACGGCUACUACUACCAGCACGGCUCAGCUGGACUCACCCCCCCCCUCAUCAUGUGCACCCAGCCGUACGUGGAGUGCCCGCUGUACCCAGGCGAGAGUCCGACUGGCCGGGACACGCACGAGUCCGACAUGGACAGUGGAGCGGCAUCCGAGACGUCUGAGGGCGGUCGCCAUGACGACAAAGAGGAAAGCCUGGGAGGAUUGUUUCUACCCGGAAACAACUCCUGUCAGCUGGUCCCGUCGGCCACAGCCUCCGUGAUUUCGGCUGAGGAGCAAUUUGAGGAUUAUGGAGAAGGGGAGGAUGUGGAUUUUACUCCCAGCAGCCCCUGCCCCGACGACGACACGCGAACCAACGGUUUCUCAGACCUCGGCUCAUCACUGCCUUCCAGUGCCGGUCAAACUCCUCAGAAGAUCAGGCACCUCUAUAACAGUGAGCUGCUGGACGUCUACUGCUCACAGUGCUGUAAGAAAGUCAACCUGCUCAACGACCUGGAGGCCCGGCUAAAGAACCUAAAGGCUAACAGCCCGAACAGAAAGAUCUCCAGCACCGCCUUUGGCCGUCAGCUCUUCCACCACAGUAACUUCAGCAGCAGUCAGGGCAGCACAGAAGACCUUUUCAGAGACAGCAUCGACUCCUGCGACAUCGAUAUCACAGAGAAGGUGAGCUACCUGGAGAAGAAGGUGACGGAGCUGGAGAACGAAAGCCUGGCCAACGGAGACCUGAAGAGCAAACUGAAACAGGAGAACACACAGCUUGUUCAUCGAGUGCACGAGCUGGAGGAACAGAUUAAAGACCAGGAGACGCGGGCAGAGCAGAGUCUGGAGGAGGAACUGAAGAGGCACCGAGAAAUUUACAGCAAAAUGGAGAGAGAUAAAAGCACAGAGAUAGAGCUCCUCUGUAACAGGGUGCAGCAGCUGGAGGAGGAGAACACGGAGUUGAAGGUGAACGUUUGCAGACUGAAAUCACAGACUGAGAAACUGGACCAGGAGAAGCAGCGUAUGACGGAUAAGCUGGAGGACACAAGCCUGCGUCUGAAGGAUGAGAUGGACCUGUACAGGAAGAUGAUGGACAAGCUGUGGCAGAACAGACACGAGUUCCAGAAAGAACGCGAGGCCAUGCAAGAAUUGAUAGAGGACCUGAGGAGGGAGCUGGAGCACCUGCAGCUCUUUAAGCUUGAGACAGAGCGGCCUGGACGAGGACGAACCUCUUCAGCUGAAUUCAACGCCAAAACACGGGAGAUAGAGCUGGAGCACGAAGUCAAACGCCUCAGACAGGAGAACCAUAAACUGAGGGAUCAGAACGAUGAUCUAAAUGCACAGAUCCUGAGCCUGAGUCUUUAUGAGGCUAAAAACCUGUUCGCCUGCCACACAAAGGCCCAGUCGCUCGCCGCCGAGAUCGACAACGCCUCCAGAGAUGAGCUGGUGGAAGCCUUGAAGGAGCAGGAGGAGAUCAAUUUCCGUCUCAGGCAGUACAUGGAUAAGAUCAUCCUGGCCAUCCUGGACCACAACCCCUCCAUCCUAGAGAUCAAGCAUUAGAGCCUGGCUUUAGGCUCUAAUGGAAGUGGUUUAGGUUCACAGGAAGUGAACUGCACCAACAUUCCCACUCAUUCACGUCAUUCUGUAUCAAGAACCCCUCCAUACUGGUGAGACACCAUCACCCGGGGGUUUCCUUCACGCUUCUCACCACGUCAUGAGUUCAGAGCCCUCACGCUGCAGAGCUGUUUAACACCUGGAAGGUGUAUUUUUCACCCUAUGUUUGUAUGGAGUAGAUCUGCGAAACUCACAGAGAGCCUGUGAGAAACGAGUGGAACACUGGACCAUAUGUUUUCUAGAAAAGCUAGAGCUUUAUUUUGUUUUUAGAUCCUAUAGAAACGGCAAACUUGUGUCUCUUAAAUGUGGAGCCUCCACAGGCUGAUUUAUGCUUCUGCAAACCUGCAAUGCAUUUGUGUAGACAUUCAGCGGACAAAAUCUCAGCUGCACUGCAAAAAAUGCUCCUUUCCAUGAGAAACCAUCUUAAAUCUAGUCAUUAUAUCCAAUAUUUCUCAUUAUAAUACUUUUAAGAGUAUUAUGAGAUUAUUCAGCUUAUUUCAGUACAUUUCUACUCAAUUAAAGCAGCUUUAUUUUGUAAAAUGAUUUUAUUCCCUCGACACAAUUGUAUGAAAUGUAGAAAAAAAUAUUAUUUUAUAUUAUUCUAGCUACAUUGGCUAGACUUAAGAUGCUUUUACUCAUCAGGAUAUUAUUUUCUGCAGUGUCUUCCAACAAGAUAUAAGAUGUGUAGACAGUUUAUUUUUCAUGUAGAUGUUUGAAUCUGCAGUGCUGAUUGGUUGAGCAGGGAAGUGAUAAGAUUUAAACAAGACCGAAACAAAACUAAACACAGCAAAACAGAGCAGUUUGAGGACCGAGUGACCGAAGAGGUGUUAUUAUCAGUUAUAUUAUAUUAUAAUACAGGGUUGAACACAAAUCACUGUUUGAUUUGUACGUGCUGGUUUCAUAAAUACAACACUGCCCUCUUGUGGACACUUAACGUCUGUGCACAUUUGCAGAUUUGCAGAUGUAGAAGUAUAAUUCCGCCCGAGACCACUACAGCUUAUUGUGUGGAACCUGUAAGGACGUCUGUGGUCCAUUGUGAGCCAUACAGGAGCAAAGGCCACAGUGAAAGGACUUUUAUUCUGAAAAACUUCAGCAGUUUUCUCAGUUUGGGUACUAUACCAUGUGGUAUCGUGUAAUUAGAAGGAGGUAAAGCUCAUGUAUGUAGUAUAUAGUGAAUAUACAGUUGGUAUAUAAACUGCUGGUAAUGGAUCUUGGGGCCAUUACUGCUUUUAAUGGUCUGUUAAUUAGCCUCACUAAAGGAAUAUUCCAACAACAACAGCAAAAAUCUAAUUGUCAGAGUUUUUA
Pygocentrus nattereri (red-bellied piranha) is the source of this 3299-nucleotide messenger RNA. It is a transcript of the gene rab11fip4a, whose product is annotated as RAB11 family interacting protein 4 (class II) a. The record is from RefSeq and is a predicted model, not a curated record. NCBI's taxonomy places the organism in Eukaryota, Metazoa, Chordata, Actinopteri, Characiformes, Serrasalmidae. Gene Ontology annotation, molecular function: calcium ion binding. The transcript has 15 exons. Gene Ontology annotation, biological process: endocytic recycling; regulation of cytokinesis. Gene Ontology annotation, cellular component: recycling endosome membrane; midbody; endocytic vesicle. The coding region runs from base 99 to 1940 and encodes 613 amino acids.